Serpula lacrymans var. lacrymans S7.9 is the source of this 1175-nucleotide messenger RNA. RefSeq lists its product as uncharacterized. Lineage: Eukaryota; Fungi; Basidiomycota; Agaricomycetes; Boletales; Serpulaceae. Gene Ontology annotation, biological process: protein deubiquitination; ubiquitin-dependent protein catabolic process. Gene Ontology annotation, molecular function: cysteine-type deubiquitinase activity. The transcript has 5 exons. Gene Ontology annotation, cellular component: cytoplasm. The coding region runs from base 41 to 1012 and encodes 323 amino acids. The record is from RefSeq and is a predicted model, not a curated record.
GCUUUAAUCCAUUUCGUGUCCUCGUUCCCAUCAACUAUCAAUGUCUGGCGACGAUGAGUCCAGUGGUUGGCAGCUGACAGAGUCUGACCCAGGUGUAUUUACUGAGCUGCUAAAAACCCUUGGGGUGCCUUACAUAGUCGACGAUCUGUACUCCCUUGAUCCCGAAUCUCUUGCUUCUCUGCAGCCUUUGCAUGCGCUGAUAUUUCUUUUUAAAUGGCUUCCGUCGUCUUCAGAUGAGCCUGCUGUGAACGCAGGCCACUAUGACGCAGAAUUUCCCGGUUUUUUCGCUCACCAAACUGUCAAUAAUGCUUGCGCAACUCUCGCUGUCAUUAAUGCCUUGGGAAAUAUCCCCGAGAUCCCUUGUGGGUCUCAGUUGAGUGACCUUCUUAGUUUCACCACUGGGAUGGAUCCACAGACAUGCGGGAUGGCCAUUACAAGCGCCGAUUGGCUUAGAGAGGCUCAUAACUCCCUGUCACCGCCCAGUGCUAUCUCAUUGGAUGGCCUGGGCUUGCCAAGUAAAUCUGAGGAGGCCUACCACUUUGUCGUCUAUCUUCCAGUAAUGGGCAGUCUGUACGAACUGGACGGACUGAAGAGAUGUCCUGUGCAGCACGGCGCCUACGAAGAAUCCGGUGAAGGGUGGGUCAAGCGAGCCAGGGAAGUCAUCGAAUCCCGGAUAGCCACCUAUCCAACCGGUGCACUUGAAUUCAGUCUUCUCGCGCUUCGGAAUGAUCCAUUGCCGUCUAUGCAAAUGCAGCUGAAACACUUGCAGGAUUCCAGAAGAGAAUCUGAAGCUGCGGAGAUCAUUGUAAAGCUCACAAACGAGACUUCCAAACGAGAGCGGUGGGCGUUCGAGAACAGCCUUCGUCGACAUAAUCACGUUGGCUUGGCCCAUGCGUUGCUCGUUGCUCUUGCCAAAGCUGGCAAACUUGAUUCUGCGAAGGAAGUUGCGAAACAGGUAAUGAAGGACCGCAUUGAAAGGCGCAAAGAGAUUGGGGACAUGGAUGAGGAUUAGCAUGUAAUGCAGAUUACUCAUUUAUUCAGCAGGUCAGUUGCGCUAAAAUCGGCCUAUUGGAUGUGGCUCGUCACCCCUUUCGCUCCAUGUUCAUUACAAAAACACAACUGUCGGAUUUAUCCUUGUACCCAUGCAUGAACUGGACAAUUGUUUUUUGGACUUU